This is a messenger RNA of Ricinus communis (castor bean), 1338 nucleotides long. RefSeq lists its product as uncharacterized. Gene Ontology annotation, cellular component: nucleus. Lineage: Eukaryota; Viridiplantae; Streptophyta; Magnoliopsida; Malpighiales; Euphorbiaceae. The transcript has 7 exons. Bases 652 to 1302 code for a protein of 216 amino acids. The record is from RefSeq and is a predicted model, not a curated record.
UGCUCCAUUUGGUGGCGCUAAGCCACAUAUCGAUUUUAUAGAUGUCUUUUGACAAACCUGAUAGUUUAAAUAUCGGAUUUAAUUUUUUUUUUUUUUUUACCAUUCUCCUCAUAGAGGGAGAACUCAAUAUUCCUAUAAUGAAUAACCAUAAAAUUUCUAUAAAAGGAUAAUUCAAAACCCCCGUAAAAGAUGACCAUAAAACUCUUAAAAAAAAUAUUAAUAUUUAUUUAUUAAAACUAAUUAAUAAAAAAAAAACUACUGUUGAUGGUGGAUGAAAAGAGAAAAUUUUGCUGAAAAACAAGAAAAUAGAGAGAAAAAGAGGAGACGCAGAGAUAUAUACAACAGAAUGUUGAUUAGAAAAAAAAGUAAGAAAAGGAAAAUAACAAUAAAAGGGUACAGGCUUAAAGUCUACAAAAAUAACACCAAACCAAAAAGACAAAAAUGCUUAGCCAACGUAAGAGUGCAAGGAAAGGAAGCCCAUAAUAAGGUCCACUUGGUUACGAAUUACCCAUUAAACGGUAUCAGUAGCGUCAGGCAUGGAGGAAGCUCAUGAAGUCACUUAAAAACGAGUUUAAUUGAUUUUUGAAGCUCAACGGAAGGAGAAAAUUAUAUAUAGAUUUGGGUAAUUGAAGGGGGGAAAAUUUUCAAAAGAUGGAGGAGGGAUCUUCAAGACCAAUAAAAUUAAUGAAUUUCGUAUCGGAGGAACAGUUAGAUGAGGCUAAGAAAUCAAGAGGUGAGCGUGUUGAAGACGGCACUGCCCAGAGAGACAGGCCUCUCUACGAGAUUUUAAAGGAGAAUAAAGACAAGAAAGAUGCAGAAUUUAAUGAACGGUUUAAACAUAGACCUCCUAAAGCUUUGGAUGAAGAUGAGACUGAGUUUCUUGAUAAAUUAGAAAUGUCAAGGAGGGAAUAUGAGCAACAAGUGGCAGAUGAGGAAGCGCAACAGCUAAGGAGUUUCCAAAUGGUUGUCUGGUUUCUCUUUCAGGCAGCAGUUGCAGCGCAGUCUACCAUUUUACAUGAAUUGAAGGAAACACCACCUGUUCCUGUAGUUCAGGAGCAUAAACAUUUUUUUCUGCAUCCACCUUCUCGCCCAUUAAGUAUGAUUAUUAAGGUCAAACCACAGGCAAAGAAAGCAAAAAUAGGUCAUGGAAAUGUUGAACCAUCAGACUACGUCAAAACACCUGAUGUUGAUUCAGAAAAAUCUUCAGACCUAGUGAAAAUACCUAACGGCUGUUCUAAUGAGUUUCAUGAUGUUGCUAAAACUGGUCUUGUUUCAUACAGCGACGAAAGUGAAGAUGAUUAGAAUAUUUGCUAUAAAAAUCUUUGAUUUCGCUAACUA